Molecule: messenger RNA, 2237 nt
Organism: Cyanistes caeruleus (blue tit)
Lineage: Eukaryota; Metazoa; Chordata; Aves; Passeriformes; Paridae
Source: RefSeq, a predicted model, not a curated record
ACCUGAAUCAAAGACAGGAAAAAUUUUAAUGCUAAAGGAAAAACCAGUCCCUACUGUCCCUCGGGGAGUAGAGGAUGCAGUAAUUCCCUCAGUAUGGGAAACAGACAUACCAGGAAAAUCUAAGUUGGCACAAGCAGUACAUGUGGAAUUAAAAGAAGGGGCAAAAGUUGUACAGGUCAAACAGUAUCCCAUAAAGCGAGAAGCACAGCAAGGAAUAGUAAAGAUUAUUGAUAAUUUUUUGAAGUACCAAAUUCUGGAAGAAUGUGAAUCAGAAUUCAAUACACCAAUAUUUCUAGUGAAGAAACCAAAUGGUGGGGACAGACUAGUACAGGAUUUGAGAGCAAUAAAUGGAAUAACUAAAGAUAUUUACCCAGUGGAAGCUAAUCCUUACAUGUUGUUGACAUCUGUGAAAGAGAAAUAGAAAUGGUUUACUGUAAUUGAUUUAAAAGAUGCCUUUUUCUACAUACCCCUUGAGAAAGGAAGUAGGAAACUGUUUGCCUUUGAAUGGGAAAAUCCAGAAAAUGGAAGGAAAACCGAGCUCACCUGAACACGACUCCCACAAGGAUACAAGAACAGUCCAACCCUAUUUGGAAACCAGCUGGCUAAGAAGCUGGAGAUUUGGACCAAGAAUGGGCAAGUACUGAGAGAACAAUACCUGCUGCUACAGUAUGUCAAUACACUGACAGCUACAGAAGAGAAAACAACCUGCAUAAAGAACCCCAGAACCUGCAUGAGCUGCGAGUUUUCCUUGGGAUGACAGGGUGGUGCCACCUGUGGAUCAUGGACCAUGGACUAAUUGAAAAAGCCCUGUAUGAAGCCCAGAAGACACAACCAUUUACCUGGGGCAAACCACAGAAGGAGACCUUCCUCAAACUGAAGGAGGCAUUGACAACAGCUCUGGCAUUAGGAUUGCCUGAUUUAGCCAAAGAUAUUCACCUGUUUGUGCAUGAAAGAUCACACCUAGCACUGGGAGUGCUGACCCAACCUUUGGGAGGCUGGAAAAGGCCGGUAGGCUACUUCUCCAAACAACUUGACAAUGAGAGUGCCGGAUGGCCUUCGUGCCUGUGGGCAGUCGCAGCCACUGUGAUGCUGAUACAAGAGGUUAGGAAACUCACGAUGGGUAGAGACAUAGAUGUCUACGUGCCACACAUGGUGACCACUGUUUCAGAACAAAAGGGGGGUCAUUUGCUAUAUCCAAGCAGGAUGAUGAAAUUCCAGGUAAUCCUGAGUGAGCAGGAUGAUGUCACACGAAAGACAACUAACCUUUUGAAUCCAGCUUUGUUCCCAUGUACCACAACAGAAGACGGCCCAUUGGAACAUGACUGUGUGGAAGUGAUAGAACACACCUGUUCAGCUAGAGCAGAUUUGAAAGAUGUCCCACUGGAACAGGCAGACUGGGAGCUGUUUACAGAUGGAAGCAGUUUUGUGGAGAACGGGACCAGAUAUGCUGGAUAUGCGGUAACAACAACAGGUGCAGUGGUGGAGGCAAAGGCCUUGUCAGCAAACACAUCUGCCCAACGAGCAGAACUGGUUGCCUUGACCAGGGCAUUAGAGCUGAGUGAAGGGAAGAAAGUAAAUAUAUGGAGAGAUUCAAAAUACGCUUUUGGAGUGGCGCACGUACACAGGGCACUGUGGAAAGAAAGAGGACUGCUGUCUUCUAAAGACACACACAUUAAACAUCAAGAUGCAGUCCUGCAAUUAAUAAAAGCAGUAUAAAAACCUGAGCAAGUAGCAGUCAUGCACUGCAAAGCUCACCAAUCAGGAAGCUCCAAAAUUCAUGAGGGAAAUCGGAAAGCAGACUGGACAGCCCGACAAGUUGCUCGAGAAGUGCAAACUGCAAUGGCAUUGAUACCUUUAAAAACUCCUGUAUCUCAAUUCAAUUUACCUCCAGAACCAAAAUAUUCAAUAGAAGAUGAGAAAUUGGGACGCUCACUGAAUGCACAGAAGAAUUCAGAAGAGUGGUAUGUGACUACACAGGGAUAAGUAGUGGUACCUCCCUUGAUAAUGAGAGUUCUACAAAUUAAACAUAACGAACGUCAUGGGGUGCAGAGGCAUUGGUGAAAUUGUUAAAACCAAAUUUAAUUUCAGUACGGAUGUUAACAAUGGCAAAAUCAGUAAUGUCAAAAUGUGAAAUUUGGUUAAAAAACAAUCCAGUGGCUAGACAACAGGCACAAAUAGGAAGAAUUUGGGUAGGAGCAGAACCAGGAGAUUAUUGGCAAGUAGAUUUUGUAGAAUUA